Messenger RNA from Baudoinia panamericana UAMH 10762, 2389 nucleotides. RefSeq lists its product as uncharacterized. Gene Ontology annotation, molecular function: zinc ion binding; sequence-specific DNA binding; DNA-binding transcription factor activity, RNA polymerase II-specific. Gene Ontology annotation, cellular component: nucleus. NCBI's taxonomy places the organism in Eukaryota, Fungi, Ascomycota, Dothideomycetes, Mycosphaerellales, Teratosphaeriaceae. The transcript has 4 exons. Bases 48 to 2282 code for a protein of 744 amino acids. Gene Ontology annotation, biological process: DNA-templated transcription; positive regulation of transcription by RNA polymerase II. The record is from RefSeq and is a predicted model, not a curated record.
GGAUUUUGACACAGUCUCCGGACGGGCUCCCCCUUCCGACCUGCAACAUGCUAUCGUCGCCAAAACGUAGUUACGACGAACCGUGUCCGUCUAAGAAUGUCACCUCGGGGCCCGAGAACAAGCGAAGAGUGCGAAAAGUGACCAGGGCUUGUGACUGUUGCAAAACGAAGCGCAUCCGAUGCAAUGGCGAAAAGCCGUGUUCAUGCUGUAUUCGCAAGGGCACUGUAUGCUCCUAUGAAGCAAAGUAUGCAAGAGGAAAGCCUCCCAUGCCUCAACAGCCGACAGCUGUGUCCAUUUACCUCGACGACGGAGAGUCUGUAAACGGAGCCCAGGCACAACUCAAUGCCCACAGUCGGACCAGGAAUCCAUCUACGGUAGAGCGUACGACUAGCGCUGACGUGCGAAUAGACACUGACCGUCUGACGUACAACUACGAUGCCCUGGAACAUAGAUCCUCCCGAGCGUCUCCUGAGACCGAACCCGCCGAGAUCGAGGGCCAAUACUUCGACUCAAAAUCCGGCUUGACGUUCCUGCACCGCGCCUGGAAGCGGCUUGCUGCCAAUGGAUGUCCCUCCGACGUAAGUAUCACAGAUAGCGUGGUCAACCGACAACCGCUGGUAAUGGCCGGUGACAGUCCUUUCGUCUCUCUCGAUCCCAGCCCCACUCAUGAAUCCAGACUUGUCCAAAUAAUGCUGGAGACCUCGACAGCUGUUGCACUGCUUCAGUAUUACUUCGAUGUCUGUGUCGUCACCUACCGCAUGUUUCAUCGCCCAACAGUCGAAGGCUGGUUGCGCGUGAUUCUCCAGAACGUGCGACAGCCUAUAGCCGGAAGUAUAGGCCAUGCCCGAGCUUCAUGCGUGCUCACCAUACUCGCCAUAGCAUCUUACCGCCAGCAAAAAGUCUCCGGUCAUAACACUGACGGCUCUGGGCCGCUCUAUCAAAGCGACGAGUACUUCGGCCAUGCAACACGCCUCACGGAUGCCGAGACUGGCUUGCCUCAGUUAGAGUCCGCACAGGCGCGUCUUGCACAGGUGUUAUACCUUCUACAGACUUCGCGCACGAACCAGGCUUGGUAUGUGUGCGGCCAUGCUUUGCAGAUCAUUUCGGCUUUGGGUCUGCACAGACGGUCAGCUGGGGUCAGACAGGCAACAAACCUCGCAUCGAAGAAGGAUUAUAUUCAUCUACAGUGUGCCAAACGAACAUUCUGGGUCGCUUAUACUAUCGAGAAGUACCUUGCUGUUGUGCUUGGAAGGCCAAGACACUACCAUGACGAAGAUAUCGAUCAAGACUUUCCCGACAGUGUCAAUGACGAGAACAUGUCUUCUGAGGGUCGUGUAGCAGUCGAUUCCACAGAUGACUGUCACGUCGAUGCUCUCAUCUUUCAUGCCAAGCUGGCUCGAAUUAUUGAUGGCAUCUCUAGCGACGUCUACUCAAUCAGGCGUCUGGCGCAAGCAGAAAGAGUAGCCGCGGCCCAUCGACAGGGCCGCAGACUGCAUGAAUGGCGUGAGAACCUGCCAUACCAUCUAGGGUCGGUCAAGCCAUCGAGUUUGAUUCCGAGCCUUCGGCGGCAGGCGGUCGCCCUCCGACUCGCACACGCUCAUGCGACAAUGCACGCGUUCCGACCGUUCCUCUUAGGCAACGCCAAGGACCGGACCACGAAUCCUGAGGUCAAGAAUAGCAUUGCUGAAUGCAUGGGUGCUGCCAGAAAUGCACUUGAGACUGUUGAUCUGAUGGUCGCCGACCAGACUCUCUUCCAUGCGUUUUGGUGGACAUCGUAUGUCACAUUCUGCGCUCUGGCAGUAGUAUAUGUAUGGGAGAUUCAGAAGCGGCGUCAAGUACCUUGGAGAGAUGCUGUGGCGGAAGACGAUAUGGAGUCCGCUGCUCUGAUUAAGCUUGCUGAAAGAUGCCAAGAGCAUCUAACAAGGGCUACGGAAAGCAAUUCGCCGAAAGCACGGUACGGUGUUAUCUUAGAAGAGCUGCGAAAUGCGGCGCGUCAGCGGGUUGGCAGGAAGCAGGCCGACUUGCCUGAAGCCAUGCCUGCUGCUGAGCAGGGUGAGCGAUUGGCAUUACCUAGCCGUGAAUCCGGUGUGCUGAGUGAUGGGCUCCUUUCGGACCUCCAAAUGUCUCUCUUCAACGGUACUGGGACGUCGCCAACAAUGUCGAGCGUAUUAGAUGGGUGGCAGACUACGGACUGGCUGGACCUCGACUCAUCGGCAUUCUCUGCGUUUGAUUAUGUUUCCAGUCUGUCUCAAGAUCAAUGGACAGGCGGCAACCCUUCAUAGGCUUUCGAAGCACCUUCAAAACCUUCGUACGCCCUGGAUGUGGCUAUUCUGCGCUGACCAGUCUCGCACUGCACCGUACAGAGUUGUCUCGAUGCUUCCAAAUUCAU